This is a messenger RNA of Cinclus cinclus, 4638 nucleotides long. RefSeq names its product RHO family interacting cell polarization regulator 1 (gene RIPOR1). The record is from RefSeq and is a predicted model, not a curated record. Lineage: Eukaryota; Metazoa; Chordata; Aves; Passeriformes; Cinclidae. Bases 628 to 3756 code for a protein of 1042 amino acids. The transcript is spliced from 23 exons.
CAGCCAUGCACAAGGAAGUGCUGGGACACCAGCCAGCGUGGCCAGGCUGCAGCAGCUCCAGGUGCAGCAGAUCUUUGCUGAGAAGGACCACGAGCAGAGGCAACCAGAACUGCAGGGACCUCAGCCAGGACCUGGAGAUCCCCUUUGCAGGAGUCGCCAAAACUUCCUUCUGCCAAGCUGGUUGGAUUCUCUCUUGUGCCUCCUCUGGAAGCUCUGUGGUCUGCUAGGGGGGCACCAUGGAGGCAGCAGCUUUACCAGCUUCACACAGACUUAACCCAAACCCCUAAUAAGGGGUUUGGAGGAAAUCCAUCUUGGGGAAGAAAACUGCAGCACUUCACCAGCUUCGUUUGACAGGAUUUAAUCAAACCCUGGGAUCUGCAGACGUGCUCCUUGGGGAAGUGGAAAUCAGACAGAACAUCUCAGCAGGCUUCUCCAGAUUGUCACCUUCUCACACAACUGAGCUCUGCCAAAUUGUCCCCACUUCUCGACUGGCAGAGAGGGGACAUUACUCUCCCAUCAGAACAGGCUGGGCUGUGACCUCCCUGGUGAUGACCACCGAGGGACACGUUUCCUGAGCGUCAGUGUCCCUGCAGGAGCAGAGGGCGGCCCUCCAGGUCACACUCAACGAUGUCACUGUCUGUGCGCCCGCAGCGCAGAGUCCUCGUCACCAAGAUCAAUAGGAGCCAGUCCUUCGCCGGAGUGAACUCGUCGGCCGACCGGCCCUUCAGGAAUCUCUCACCUUUCACCCCCACUGUCUCCCGCAAGACUGGCUCCAGGGUCAGUAGGAUGUUCUCAAUGUCCCACAAAUCUCCACCACCCAAGGUGCCUCAGCCCAACCGCCUGGACGAGGUGUAUGAAGCUCUCAAGAAGGGCCUGACAGCCUACCUGGAGGUGCACCAGCUGGAGCUGGAGAAGCUCAGCACACAGAUCCGUGAGUCCAAGAGGAAUUCACGCCUGGGCUUUCUCUACGAUCUGGAUAAGCAAGUGAAGUCAAUCGAGCGCUUCCUGCGUCGCCUGGAGUUCCAUGCCAGCAAGAUAGAUGAGCUGUAUGAGGCUUACUGCAUCCAGAGGCGGCUCCGUGAUGGAGCCCACAACAUGGUCAAGGCUUACAGCACGGGCUCGCCAGGCAGCCGGGAGGCACGUGAGAGCCUGGCCGAGGCCAGCAAGGGCUACAAGGAGUACACAGAGAACAUGUGUCUGUUGGAGAAUGAGCUGGAGAGCCAGCUGGGCGAGUUCCACAUCCGGAUGAAAGGACUGGCAGGCUUUGCCCGGCUUUGUGCUGGUGACCAGUAUGAGAUCUUCAUGAAGUAUGGACGGCAGCGGUGGAAGCUGCGAGGGCGCAUUGAGGUGAACAGCAAGCAGGUGUGGGACAGCGAGGAAAUGGUUUUCUUGCCCCUCAUCACCGAGUUCCUCUCCAUCAAGGUGACCGAGUUAAAGAGCCUGGCCAACCACGUUGUGGUGGGCAAUGUGUCCUGCGAGACCAAGGACCUCUUUGCGGCUCUGCCCCAGGUAGUGGCUGUGGAUAUCAAUGACCUGGGCACCCUCAAACUCAGCCUGGAGGUGACCUGGAACCCCUUCGACAAGGACGACCAGCCUUCAGCAGCCAGCACCGUCAACAAGGCUUCCACAGUGAACAAGAGGUUUUCCACCUACAACCAGAGCCCACCUGACACGCCAUCCCUGCGGGAACAGGCAUUCUAUAACAUGCUGCGGCGCCAAGAGGAGCUGGAGAACGGCACAGCCUGGUCCAUCUCCUCUGAGUCCUCGGACGACUCCUCCAGCCCCCAGCUGUCCAGCAGCGCCCGCCAUGCCACACACAAGCCCAUCGUGCAGCCUGAAGUGCAGGCCUCCGCCCCUGCCAUCGAGAUCUCCUUCUCCCAGCAACCAGAGGAGGCUGACGCCGUGCCUGGGGCCAGUGGCAGCAGUGUCCCCCCUGCCGGGAGCCAGUCGGAGGAGCCAAGCAGCCGUAAGAAGGAGACAGUGGCCAAUGGACACGUGCCCUACUCCCGGACUCUGAGCCACAUCAGCGAGGCCAGUGUGGAUGCCACGAUGGAAGUCAAGACUGCAGAGAGCCCUUGGGAUCCUGCACCCAGCACGGAGGACAUGGGGAUGAGCGAGCAAGACGCGCACCCUCUCUCUGGUGCUGCUGUGGCAGCUGCUAUGGCAGGGCAGGACAGGGCCACUGAGGCCAAGCCUCGUGCCUCCGUGGCAUGGGCUACCUCCUGUGAGGAGGCGGCUGGCAGGGCUGAGCCAGUGCAGAGCCAGGCACCAGCACAGAGUGACUGUGGCACCGAGAUCCCCACAGCACUGGCACAAGCCUGUGCAGAAGAGAGGCCCAUCCCAACCCCACCACUGCCCACCAGUACCCCUGAGGUGCCACGGGGGAAGAUGGUGGAUUCAGGUCUGGAGGAGGCAAUUGGCCUCCUGGGCUCAGCUCUGGAUGACUAUCGGGGACAGUUCCCAGAGCUGCAGCCCCUCGAACGGGAGCUCAAACGUCUGGAGGAGAUGCUGCUGCAGAAGCAAGGUGUCUUCCUCAGCCGGGCCUCCAGCAUCAGCCUGACAGUGGAGCAUGCACUGGAGAGCUUCAGCUUCCUCAACACCUCCGACGUGGAGGACUCAGAGGGCUCUGAGGAGGAGCCUCUCCAAGAUGACAGGAGGGCUGGCAGACCUCUGCGCAGCACCAGGGCCCCCAGUGCUGGCGAGAUAGGGGCAGAUGACAUCGGAAUGUGCAGUGGUUCUGAGGCCAGCACUGACCCCAUGAGCACCGGCAGUGAGUUCCUGGAUAAGGCUCUGGUACUUCACCUCAACAACUGCAACCGCCUGCUGCUGAAGUUGGGCACCUUCGGUCCCCUGCGGUGUCAGGAGAUGUAUGCCCUGGACAGGCUGCUGCGGGAGUCACAGGUGCUGGAGAUCGUGUGCCAGCUGACGGAGGAGCGUGCAGGAGCAGCCAGCUCGGCUGCUGAUGUGGUGCAGUUCUCCACACGGAAGGAGGGUGUGCUGCCCCUUUGGGACCUCUGUGUGGAAGGGCCCAACGUCUACACCUGCCCUGUGGAGCGGUUCCUGCAGGUGCUCAGUGCCCAGUACGCAGCUCCCAUCAGCGAGCAGCACCCUGGUUUGGCUGAUGCUGUGUGUGUGAAACUGGUGGAGGAUGUGCUGAAUCGGCGGCUGCCCCGGCGGCCUGGCAGUGCCCAAAGUGAGCAGGUCACCAUCUUCCAGUACUGGAGCCACUUUGAGUCACUCGGUGCCCUGGUGCUUGACACCUACAUGAUGGAGCUGGCAGAGGAAGCACUGCUGGCACAGAACCUCAACUCAGAUGACCAGGACGUGGUGCUGCGUGCCCUGAAGCGCAUGCCUGAGGGCCGCCUGAAGAAGGAGGGGCUGAAGGCACUGAGCCUGCUCCUCGUGGAGGGCAACAGCAAGGUGGUGAGUGCUGUGUCAGCCCAGCUCCGCAGCCUGGCAGAAAACCCCCGCUUCCGCCAACGGGCCCUCGUGUGCUUCCUGGAGCAGCUGGAAGAUGAAGAGGUGCAGACACGUGUGGCAGGGUGCGCGGCGCUGGGCUGCUUGAAGGCCAAAGAGAGCAUUGAGCAGCUGGUUUACCUGUGCCAAACCGACAAAGAGCCUGUGCGGGAGGCAGCCAAGCAGAGCCUGAUGCUGUGUGGAGAAGAUGGUAAAUCAGCUCACCGGCGACUGGAGGAGACCCUGGAUAGCCUCCCGCGGAUCUUUGCACCAGCCAGCAUGGCCAGUACAGCUUUCUGAGACCCACGCACACCCACCUGCCAUCCUGAGGGCAAAGGCACUGCUGGGCCGCCUGGGCUUGCACGGACUGGGGACCCGGCAGCCCCAGCAGCUCCCGCUCUCGGCAGCACACCACAGUAUUACCCCGCCCGCCGGCAGCUCGCCACGGCCGCACACUGCCUUAUGGAGCACCGCUUCCCGGUCCCCGCCAGCGGCCCCACGGGUGCCACCUCCGCACCGCUGGGCAGGGGGCUCGCUGCACACCCCACCCUCUGAUCGCUAUUUAAAGUACCCAGGGAGCCCACCCUUCCUUCCCCCCUCGUCGGCUACAGCUGGCAGGACUGGGGUGGCGGGGAGAGGUACUGGAUUUCUCUGCCUCCUCUUGCCUUCCUCUUGCUCGAGGGCAUGCACCCUGUCCCGGAAGGACCUGCACUUUGGAAACCUCGCUGUUUCUUUCCAGGAGCUGCCAGGGCCAUGGGGACUGCUGCCCUCUGCUACCUGGAGUCCCCAGGACUUAAAUAAAAUGAAAUAUGAGAUAUUAAUAUAUUCUGCUGGCGUUUCUUCUUUCCAGCUCCACGUGCUCCUGUCCCUCCCUGGCUUGUGGCUGUAGGGAGUGUAGUGAGAUGUGGCCUCAGCCCAGAGCCUUUCCUGGCCGGUUGGGAAGUGCUGUGGAGGGCAGGGGCAGGAGGAGCGAUAGAGGGACGGACAGAUGGAUGGACAGAAGCUGCCACCUUUUUUUUUUUUUGUUUGUUUGAUUUGUUUUAUUUUUAUUUACAGAUUUUUUGCAGAAAAACAAAAGCAAAAAAUUCUUUUCUAUAAUGUCUCUAUAAAUCUAUAUAUAAUGUAAUUACAGAGAAUGACUAAUUUUGAUUUUCAAGCAGAAAUAAAAGCCUUUAAAGAGUG